Molecule: messenger RNA, 475 nt
Organism: Staurois parvus
Lineage: Eukaryota; Metazoa; Chordata; Amphibia; Anura; Ranidae
Source: the annotation of a GenBank genome assembly
AUGGGCCCCUGUACCGCCUCCUCAUGCUGCUGCCAGGCCCGUAAUCUGCCAUGGGCCCCAGUACCGCCUCCUCAUGCUGCUGCCAGGCCCGUAAUCUGCCAUGGGCCCCAGUACCGCCUCCUCAUGCUGCUGCCAGGUCCACAGUCUCUCAUGGGUCCCUGUAUGGCCUCCCAUUGCUGCUGUCUCCAUCGCCACACUCUGCCAUGUGCCACUUUCAGGUCUCCUCACACUGCUGGUGGGUUCCAUUUUUGUCAUAGGGUGCUGUAUGGCCUCCCAUUGCUGCUGCCUCCACCGCCACACUGUGGCUCCACACUCUGGUUUUGGCCCCGUGACUGCCCAAAUGAGUGAAGUGUGCGGUGAUUCUAAGAUCGACGGCACUCAUCUGCAUGUCAUACUGACUGACAGUAUUAUUUCUCUUCCCCAGCAGACUCCAAGGGCAUUUAAAUUAAAGGUACAGUGUUCUGCACUAAUAUAA